CAAAGACAAUCAUGGUCCCCUCGUACUAAAAACCAAAAACCCUAGAAACAUAUUUCUUUGGACUACAUUUUUGUUCUUUUUUCUCAGAUCAUCCAUCGUGAUAUUGGCCAUGGCUUCAAGAUGCAACAGAUUCAUGAACAAAGCUUCAAUUUCUUCUCUUAAAUCCGCUUUUAAAUCAACUUAUAUUCCCAAAUCUGCGCCUUCGUCUCCAAAAUCCCCUCUUCCAACCAGGUCCACCGCCUCGCCACUUUCCCGCUUCUUUAUGUCAAGGUCUCCAUCGGAGCUAGGAUGUGUACAUUCCCUAUUACCCCUACAUAAUGCAGUAGCUGCAGCAAGAAUGACAUCCUGCCUGAGCACCAGUUCAAGGAGUUGUAGAUCUCUUUCACAGGGCACAUGAGUUUUCCACUGCUUGAAACAGAGGAAAUGGGAUUUGCAAGACCUGUCAUCAUACCAAGUAUGAAAGUUAUGUUAACCAUCUUAAAAGCAUUAGGUUUAUAAGGAGAUAAAGAGAAGGAUGAUUAAUUGCAAGCGCCAUUAAUCUUUGUUUUUAGAACCUGAUAAGGAAUUUUAUUGGUAUUUUUCAUAUGAUUCCUUUGCUUUUUUUGGGAAAAGAAGAAUUAAGAAACCCCAUGGGUUUAUCAUACCGACAUCCAUUGAAUC
This is a messenger RNA of Cynara cardunculus var. scolymus (artichoke), 660 nucleotides long. RefSeq lists its product as uncharacterized. Bases 110 to 397 code for a protein of 95 amino acids. The transcript is spliced from 3 exons. The record is from RefSeq and is a predicted model, not a curated record. NCBI's taxonomy places the organism in Eukaryota, Viridiplantae, Streptophyta, Magnoliopsida, Asterales, Asteraceae.